CAUCAUUCUACUCGUGUCAAUAAACGUGGCAUAUGAGAAGGAAAUAGGGGCAAAAGUCUGGAUCACAACAGCUUUGCUAGAAAUCAGAACUGGCUAUUACAUCCCUCCAAAUUACUUCCAGCACCUCCAUGGUUCUCUGUCCUUUGCAAUUCAGACCGGAAUAAGGAGCAGCAAAGGUGACAACUAUAAAUUGCAGUCCAAUCUUGGGGAUUAUUUCAAUCAAGCAUUUCAGUGUUCAUAUUCAAAGCAUCUGUUGUCCAUGAAAGGCAGGAUAAGAUGCAGAAAGGAGGAGAAACUGGAGCCAUUGCCCCAAGAGGAGUAUGAUAGAGCCCUGUCUCUUGACAGCUAUAGCACUUACAUCAAUGUUCAAGCUGUGGCUCAGGCCUUGCAUGCUUCGCUUUCAUCUAGAUCCCAGAGGAGGCUGAUGGUGGAGGAAGGAGAGCAAUGGGGACCCCAAAGGCUACAGCCGUGGCAGCUUCACCCUUUCUUGAGAGAAAUCCGGUGUCUGAAUACUUCCAGAGGCAGGCUGUGCUUGGAUGAGAACUGGGAGCUCCCAGGAGACUUUGAUAUUAUCAACUGGGUGAUCUCUCCCAAUAAGUCUCAUGUCGUUGUGAAAAUUGGGAAUAUAAGGAGAGAGACAUCUGCUAGCAUAAAGUUCACCAUUAACCCAGAAGCCAUUGAGUGGCCCAAGAAAUUCAACAAGGCCGUGCCUCGUUCCAGGUGUACAGAGAGAUGUCGACCUGGAUAUGCCAAGGUGGUUCUAGAAGGAAAGCCCAUUUGCUGCUAUGCUUGUGCUCGGUGUGCGGAAGGGACCUUCUCCGCCCAGGAAGAUGCAGAACAUUGCACCAAAUGCCCAGAAGAUCACCAUUCAAACAAGGACAGAGAUCAAUGUGUCCCCAAGAUUACCACCUUCCUGACUUAUGGAGAAUAUUUAGGAAUGUUUUUAGCUUCUGUUGCCCUCUUCUUAUCUAUAACAGCAGGCAUCGUGUUGGGAAUCUUCAUUAAAUACAAGGAAACUCCCAUAGUCAAAGCCAACAACCGGGACCUCUCCUACAUCCUCCUCGUCUCCCUCCUGCUUUCCUUUUUGUCCUCCUUCCUCUUCAUCGGGCACCCAAGGAAAGAGACCUGCCUUCUCCGACAAACGGCCUUCAGCAUCAUCUUCUCUGUUGCUGUUUCUUCUGUCUUGGCAAAGACCAUCACGGUGGUGCUGGCCUUCCUGGCCACAAAGCCCGGGAACAGGGUGAGGAGAUGGCUGGGCAAGAGUCUGGCCAACUCCAUUGUCAUCUCCUGUUCUGGGGGGCAAGUUCUCAUCUGCACCAUCUGGCUGGGCUCUUCUCCUCCAUUCCCAGAGCCCAACAUGCGCUCCCAGGUGGAAGAGAUCAUCCUGCAAUGCAACGAAGGGUCUGUGGCCAUGUUUUACGUUGCCCUCGGCUACCUGGGCUUCUUGGCUGCCACCUGCUUCACGGUGGCUUUCCUAGCCAGGAAGCUGCCUGGCUCCUUCAACGAAGCCAAGCUGAUCACCUUCAGCAUGCUGGUCUUCUGCAGUGUUUGGGUGUCUUUUGUGCCCACCUACCUGAGCACCAAGGGCAAGUACAUGGUGGCCGUGCAGAUCUUCUCUAUGUUGGCCUCCAGUGCUGGGCUUCUGGGCUGCAUCUUCCUUCCCAAGUGCUACAUGAUUGUGCUGAGGCCUGAUCUGAACACAAAGGAGCACCUGACAACCAGAAAUUAAGGGAACAUCUGAUUCUUAAAAUAUUCCAUGUUCCUGAUGUCCAGAAGUGCCUAAAGGAAACACAGCUACUCAUCCAUGUUGCUCCUUCUCCACCUCUGAAAGAGAUUAUGUUCAUUCUUAGCCCAACUUUUAUGUAGUCCUGUUCACAUGAACAGGAAGAUGGAAGGAAAUGUUUUGCUACCUUG
Podarcis raffonei (Aeolian wall lizard) is the source of this 1914-nucleotide messenger RNA. RefSeq names its product vomeronasal type-2 receptor 26-like. Lineage: Eukaryota; Metazoa; Chordata; Lepidosauria; Squamata; Lacertidae. The record is from RefSeq and is a predicted model, not a curated record. The coding region runs from base 260 to 1729 and encodes 489 amino acids. The transcript is spliced from 4 exons. Gene Ontology annotation, cellular component: membrane. Gene Ontology annotation, molecular function: G protein-coupled receptor activity. Gene Ontology annotation, biological process: G protein-coupled receptor signaling pathway.